AACUUCCAAGUCACAUAUACACAUAUGUCAUGUAUUUUUAGCAAAAUUCUCAUCUUAUAUGAUUGGCAACAUACAAACCCCUUUAAUCUUGGCUCGACGGCACAAACACACACACACACACGUACCAAAACUCACUCACACGUGCCUUUGACUAUUAAUUAAGUUACGACUUUAGAAGUUAGUUUCGUACCUUCGAUAAUAAUUGUCAACAAAAUUUUCUCUUUUUCGUAACAAAGCCCUAAUCCCAAUUCUUCCAACACUUCACUCUUCAUUUCAAUUUCAAGAUGCCAGCAGCGCGGUAUUUUUCGCCUGUAAACACAUUGGAACAAAAGUUACAGAUUCAAAGGAGGCUUGGUGGUGUGAAAUCGUGCACGUACUUUCAUCUUAUCAGGCGUUAUCUCAAUCUCAAAAUUUCCAAAAUUGAGUUUGACAGGGUCUGCAUACAAACUAUUGGGAGAGAAAAUAUCCCCCUUCAUAAUCAUUUCAUCAAGUCAAUCUUGAAGAAAGCAUGUCUCCCCCUGCAAAAACAGAGCAGAGUUCAAGCUCCUUUGAACGUGAAAACGCCAAAUGGGUGUAACGGUCUUCCUCCUCUAUGCAAGGAUUUUCCUCAAUCUCCUCGAAAAUGUAGGACUCCAAAUUCGCGUGACCGUAGUAGAUUCAGCGAGCGUCUCAGCCCUCUAGGUCCUCAUGGAAAGAACAGCAGCAUUGGAGUUGAAAAUUCAGCUCUUAAAAUUCAAGAGCAGCAACAUGAUUCAACUCCUAAAGUUCAAGAGCAGCAACAUGAUUUAACUCCUAAAACUCAAGAGCAGCCAUGUGAUUCAACUCCUAAAAUUCAAGAGCAGCUACGUCAUACAGAUCCACAUUGUGCAGUCAACAGGCUUCCUGUGUCUGUGGAAAAUGGGGAAGAGGUUGAUCGGGAUUCUGAGAGCCUGCCCAUUAUUAGGAGUCCUAUACGAGCACCUCUUGCUCAAGACAGGGAGCAACGUCAUACAGAUCCACAUUGUGCAGUCAACAGGCUUCCUGUGUCUAUGGAAUAUGAGGAAGAGGUCGAUCGGGAUUCCGAGAGCCUGGCCAUUAGUAGAAUGAGUCCUAUACAAGCUCCUCUUGGUCUUCCAACCUAUGAUAAUAGAGCACAAAGACUUACACACAAAAGAUUAUUGUCUGGUAUUGUCUCUGAUACCUGUCAAAGUAUUGGUCAUUUACCUGAUACAGGUUCUUUGAUGAAAAGGUUGGAGCAUAACAUGGAGACUGAGGGAUUUAAGGUAUCAGCGGAUGCAGUCAAUGUGUUGAAUAAUGCACUUAAUGUUUACCUCAAAAGACUGAUAAAACCCUGUUUGGAUUUAGCCACUUCAAAAUCUGUUAAAAAAGUGAGUAGCCAAAUCCAGCCUGGUUUGAAUGAGUUGCCGCGGAAUAGGUGUAUGCAGAAGAUAAUUGGACCUGCUUCUGCAUCAAUCUCUGACUUUAAAACAGCAAUGGAGUUGAAUCCUACCAUACUAGGGGUAGAUUGGUCUUUACAUUAUGAGAGGGUUUGCUUUCUUGCAUCAGAAGAAUGAGUUAAACUGGCUCAACAUUGUAUUGAUCCAAGUUACAAAUAUGAUGUUUCCUCAAAAUAAUGAUAUUGGAGACUGACCGUUUUUUGCAGAUAGAUAUUGCCGACAUACAUAGAGGUGGAAAUAUAGAAAGUUUUGAAGUUGGUGACCAUAGUAUCAUGUAUAGGUUUCAGUAUUGGAUGGUUUGGCUUCAGACAUUGUAUAUCAUAAAAAUCUUAACUAAGGUUUGAGUCAAGUUUAGUGAAUAGAUGCGGGAAUCUCUUAACAAUAUCUGUAGUAUUUCUUCAUUUUAUUAAGAAAUUUUUGAAUAAAUCUUAUA
Trifolium pratense (red clover) is the source of this 1869-nucleotide messenger RNA. RefSeq lists its product as uncharacterized. Bases 285 to 1553 code for a protein of 422 amino acids. Gene Ontology annotation, cellular component: SAGA complex. The transcript has 2 exons. Lineage: Eukaryota; Viridiplantae; Streptophyta; Magnoliopsida; Fabales; Fabaceae. Gene Ontology annotation, molecular function: transcription coactivator activity. The record is from RefSeq and is a predicted model, not a curated record. Gene Ontology annotation, biological process: regulation of transcription by RNA polymerase II.